Molecule: messenger RNA, 1560 nt
Organism: Cyprinus carpio (common carp)
Lineage: Eukaryota; Metazoa; Chordata; Actinopteri; Cypriniformes; Cyprinidae
Product: myelin protein zero-like protein 2
Biological process (GO): cell-cell adhesion
Cellular component (GO): membrane
Source: RefSeq, a predicted model, not a curated record
ACUCCUCCUCUUUCACUCACGGAGAAGAGCAAAUUAUCUGAGUGGUGUAGCAUGGCCGCUGUGCUCAGGAGUGCCGAUGUUCAACUAAUACUUAGAUCUCGAGUGUAAAUAUCCUACGGUCAGCUGCUAGAUAUAUAGUUAACAGUAGGCUACUACCAUUUAAAGGAGCUCUGAUAGCUCGUCCGGUAUUUUUCCUAUGAGUCGAGACUGGAUUUACCUGGUUCCUGCGCUAUGUGCGCUUGUCUUGCCAGGUGUACAUCAGGUGGAGGGAAUUGAGGUGCUUACGUCCUCAGAGUUGGAGGCUGUCAAUGGGACAGAUGUACGGCUCAAAUGUACAUUUAAAUCUACCCAGCCGCUCUCUGAAGAAACUGUCUCUGUAUCCUGGACUUUCCGGCCACUUGGAAAGUCGUUAGAAAAAUCGAUUUUUCUUUACCACAAACAAGCAUAUCCCCCGAAAGAUGAAACAUUUAAGGAUCACGCUGUAUGGUCUGGUAAUGUAAUGAACGGUGAUGCAUCCAUCACGCUAAGGAAUGUGCAGUUCAGCUUUAAUGGUACCUACAGCUGCCAAGUCCGAAAUCCACCUGACUUCCAGGGCUUUGCAGGCGAGAUCAGCCUCAGAGUCGUUCAAAAAGUUUCAUUCUCUGAAAUUGGAAUACUGGCAAUAGCUGUGGGUGGAUGCAUUGGUAUCGUUCUCCUGAUCCUCGUCAUUUAUAUUGUUGUGCGGAUUUUCCGGAGACGUGGCGAUGACAUGGAUACUGAGAUGGAGCACCGUGAAUCGAAGGAUCAGGUGCUGUGAGAGGGGAUGCCUGACUCAGGGUUUUAGUGACUCUGUGCUGUUAGUUUUCUGUCCGGACUAACACAUUUCCACUACUAGUGAUACAUGACAUAAUUUGGCACAGAAUUUUCUAAUUAUAUGAAAUAACAGACUAUCUACAUGGCAAAUUGAUCUGUAGAAGCUUACUUUUUUCUACUGAUAAUUUUACAGAGUUAUGUUUUUAGUUAUAAUAACCUAUAUUUUUUAUUUUUGACUUUUUAUGUAUGAAAGCUUUAGGUGAGGUCAAUUUUUAUACAUAAAGUGAGAUCAUCUAUCCUUUGUAUUCUUAAAAAGAUAUGAGAUACGAGAAGUUUUUAUGUGUAUAUAAACUCUAAAUUCAUCUACUGUUGCUGCCAAUAAGAAUGAUUGAGAAAUUUUGUCAUUCUUGAUUCUGUGUUUGUCUGUUGCUUUAUUGCAGUUUGUACAGUCACACGUGUAUAUGAUCUGCAUGUAUUCAUAUGUGCUGUUGUGCAUGUGUAUGUCUGAAUCUGUGUUUGGGUGUGUUUCUGUACGUUCAUUAAAUGUGGUUCACAAACAUGUGCAGCAAAAAAAAAAAAAAAAAAAAAAACUAUCCUUUUAAAAGAGCAAUAUGAUUUCUAAAACCAGUUACAACUUUUCUAAAUAUAUAUAGAAUGGAUGGAUUAAAGAGAAACUGCAUGAAAAAAAAUACCGAACAAAUGUAGUACUUGGACGUUUAUUGUUCUCUGUACUGCCCUUCUUAUUGCAUAAAGCUCAAAUCUUCAGUG